Raphanus sativus (radish) is the source of this 1605-nucleotide messenger RNA. RefSeq lists its product as uncharacterized. The coding region runs from base 190 to 1605 and encodes 471 amino acids. The transcript is spliced from 3 exons. NCBI's taxonomy places the organism in Eukaryota, Viridiplantae, Streptophyta, Magnoliopsida, Brassicales, Brassicaceae. The record is from RefSeq and is a predicted model, not a curated record. Gene Ontology annotation, molecular function: calmodulin binding.
UUUUGAAUGAAACGCAAAGAAACAAAACAAACAGAUUUGUUCUCUCCGUUGGUGGUGGUGGUUAUGAAAUAGAAACAUGAGAGCAAGAAUCAAAAUGUCUGUCUUUUACAUCCUGCAGAAACAAAAAAGGUAGAUAAUCUUCUAUAGCCUAAAUGUGUAAUUAAGAGCAACACCAAAAGCUGAUUAUCAAUGGCUGAGGAGACAGUACGUUGUUUGCCUGAUUCACCGGAUGUAAACAGAUCAUGGAGAAGGAUUUCCACUAGAAAGCUGAGUUUCUUAUACACCGAAGAGACGCUUCUCCCUAACUACCUCAGGUCUCCCACCGGUUCUUGUCACGAUGCAUGCAAGUACGGUGGAAGACAAGAAGACAAGAAGCCUAGAAGAGUCUUCUCACCUCUCAAAAGGGUCAACAGAAGCUUCUCUGGAACUCUAAGCUUUGUUGAUUCACCUCUGAGGAAGAAGAAGAAGAAGGCAUUAUUAACCAAUUCUUUUGGUUCUGAUGGUGGAUGUGAGGUGAGCAGAGUUUGUGAUGUUAAGAAGAAGGCUGUUGUGUCGUCUUUGUCAGAUUCUAAGAGGAAGAAGACGGGUUCACAGUCACACUCUUUCAAAAAAACGGUUGUUGUGUCAAGGAGAAGAGCGUUGGAGAUGGUUGAGCAUGACAAGCGUGUCACCGCUUUGAAGCUGAAGUCUGUUGCUCAGACGGCGGCUAUGGCUCUUAGACGCAGUACCGUGAAUAGGAAGAAGAUUAUUAGUGGAGGAACCGAAGCUUCGGAACCAAAGAAAGUAGCUGCGCCUUUGAGAGUUGCUGCAGUGUCUUCGAAACGGUGUUCUCGAAGCUUGAAGAAGACAAAGAAGGAGGGGAAUAGCUUGAGUAGUAAGCAAACUCGGAAGAUGGUGGAUGAUGAUGAUGACAAGUGUAAAGACUUGGUUGAGGAGAAGACUAUGUAUGUUAUUAAGAUGAACACAGGGUAUGAGACUUUUGCUUCUGAUCAGAACCAAAGGUGUGUCAUGGAUCCGCCUACUGAUGAUCCAAAGAGUGAAGAGUGUCUACAUGAAUCUCCUCAAGAAGAGGUAGAUGAAGCUAAUGAUGAAUCUCCUCAAGCUAUUGAGAAUGAGAAGACAACAAGGCAAGUAAAAAUCAAACCCCUGUCAACAGAAUCCCCUUUAAAUGACAAGUCCAUGAGACUGAUGAGAUUUAAAAGAGGAAAGGUCUUGGGCGUUGUUGGAUCACAAGACAACAACAGUCCAAGAAAACUCAAGUUCAAGAGAGGAAAAAUCGUCGCCGCCGGAGCAGACACAUCAUCCACAAAAGCCUCAAGUCAGAGAAGUUUAAAGACCAAAGAAACAAACUUCAGAGACGACAAGGAAGAAGAGCAACACAAACCCAAACCUAAACCAUUGGAAGUUGUUUUGAAACACCAAGAAGACACAGAGAAGAAGAAGAGUUGUGAUUCAAGAGCGUUGUUGUUCAACAAUGUGAUAGAGGAAACAGCUAACAAGCUCGUGGAGACUCGCAAGAGCAAAGUUAAGGCCUUAGUGGGUGCUUUUGAGUCUGUCAUAUCUCUCCAAGAAAGAAACUCUUCUCCAGCAACAACAACAACGUAA